Cooperia oncophora is the source of this 282-nucleotide messenger RNA. The record is from the annotation of a GenBank genome assembly. Lineage: Eukaryota; Metazoa; Nematoda; Chromadorea; Rhabditida; Trichostrongylidae.
AUGUGUACGGGACAAACGGUGUUAGUUUGCGUGGAACUAUCGCGGACGAUGCUAAAGCUGGCAUUUUUGAUGAAGAUCACAUUGACUUCAAUGCAAAUACGAGUAUUCAGCUUGGCUUACACUUUCCUAUAUGCGAAGGGAAACAGACGUUCAUUCUCUAUGUCGCUCAACGAUAUGAUGCGAAUGGGAAAACAGUUUUCUCCUCUCGAAUCAGGGCCAAGUAUAAUGUGCGAUGGAGGAAGCUCUUGUAGGACAUCAGCGGUGCUUAAUGUGGCCCCUUGA